This is a messenger RNA of Daldinia childiae, 1353 nucleotides long. RefSeq lists its product as uncharacterized. The record is from RefSeq and is a predicted model, not a curated record. Gene Ontology annotation, biological process: carbohydrate metabolic process. Lineage: Eukaryota; Fungi; Ascomycota; Sordariomycetes; Xylariales; Hypoxylaceae. Gene Ontology annotation, molecular function: hydrolase activity, hydrolyzing O-glycosyl compounds. The coding region runs from base 1 to 1353 and encodes 450 amino acids. The transcript has 2 exons.
AUGCAUUACCUCCGAGCUUUACUCUUUGCGACUCUGUCGUCGCUCGCCGAGGCGAGCUUACAAGUAGUACCCGGCGCUACUUGGACUACGUCAAACAAUGAGCACUUGCAAGCCCACGGUGCCGGUGUCAUCAAGGUCGGCUCUACAUACUACCUAAUCGGCGAAGACAAGACGGAGGGAAGUGCCUUUCAGAACGUCAACUGCUACUCUUCCCCAGACUUGGUGCAAUGGACCUAUGUCGGCGCGCUCCUCUCGCGUACCGCCAGCGGCGACUUAGGCCCGAGCAGGGUCGUAGAGCGACCGAAGGUCGUUCAUAACGCCAAGACGGGCAAGUACGUGUUGUACAUGCACAUCGACUCAUCCAACUACGGGGAAGCCAAGGUUGGCGUGGCGACUGGUGACUCCGUGUGCGGCAAGUACACGUACGUCAACUCGUAUCAGCCACUUAGCCACCAGAGCCGUGACAUGGGUCUAUUCGUCGACGAUGACGGCGCGGGUUACUUGUUAAGCGAAGACCGCCAGAACGGCCUGCGCAUCAUGAGGUUAUCCGAUGACUACCUCACCGUGGCGAGUAGCACGUACCUGUGGUCUGACAGCAUCGAAGCUCCGGCUCUGCUUAAGCUGAAUGGACGCUACUACAUGUUCGGCUCGAAGCUCACCGGCUGGGACCCCAACGAUAAUGUGUACAGCACUUCGACAUCUCUGACCUCGGGGUGGAGCGCGUGGAAGACAUUCGCCGACGCCGGCAGUAAAACAUACACCUCACAGACCAACUACGUGCUACCAGUCGGCAGCAACGCCGCCAUCUACCUCGGCGACCGGUGGGUGAGCAAGAAUCUCAUGGCAUCGACAUACGUAUGGCUACCCCUAACCAUCAGCGGGACCACCGUGACCAUGGCCAACGCCGAGUCCUGGGUUCCAGACCUAUCCUCGACAUCGUCUUCCUCAUCGAAAGCCAAGCCGUCGGAGACAGCGUAUGAAGGCGAAGCCGCUGUAUAUGGUGGCAAGACGCGCAACGUAAGCUGCAGCGGGUGUUCUGGACAGACGGCGGCAGGCUAUGUGGGAGGUCCGGAUAAGGGAACCGUGACGUUCCGGGGAAUACGAAGCGACGCGAAUGCGCGCACAACCGUGCGCAUACGUUACGUGAACGGAGACAGCUCGGCGCGAUAUGCAAACGUGCGAGUGAACGGUGCCGCUGCGCAGAAAUUAGCAUUCCUACCAACAGGCAGCAGUGUGUCUAGUAGCACACUACACGUCGAUCUUAAGUCCGGCAGUACAAAUGAGAUAGUCAUUGAAGGCAUAAACGAUGGAUGGGGACCUGAUAUUGACAGAUUGAUAGUUCCUGUGCAAUAA